This is a messenger RNA of Solanum pennellii, 1027 nucleotides long. RefSeq lists its product as uncharacterized. Gene Ontology annotation, molecular function: RNA binding. NCBI's taxonomy places the organism in Eukaryota, Viridiplantae, Streptophyta, Magnoliopsida, Solanales, Solanaceae. The record is from RefSeq and is a predicted model, not a curated record. The transcript is spliced from 2 exons. Bases 44 to 661 code for a protein of 205 amino acids.
AAUAAAUAGUCGAAAUCUCCAAAGCCAAUUAGAACCCAAAAUCAUGGGCCGCAAGAGAGAGAGAAGCCACUUCAAUCGCCACGCACCGUACUCCUUCCCCAAGCGCCGCCGUCCAACACCGAUCACCGACGAUCCAUUGCCGGUGCCGGAAGACAACUCAUCGACCAACAAGCAACAGCCGGCUACUGUGGUGGUUAUUGGUGUUCCUUCUGAAUGCUCUGUGCUCGACAUUAAAUCUCGUUUUGAGAUUUACGGAUCCAUCUCUCGAACUCGUAUGGACCCUAAUGGUCUUGCUCAUAUCACUUACCGUUCUAAUGAUUUUGCUCAAUCUGCUGUUGAAGCUGCCGAAGAUUCAUCUUUCCCCAUUACUCUCCACUCCAAGCCUGUUCAGGUAAUAUGGGCAACUGACCAUGCAUCGCAGUGGAAAGAAGGUGUGAUGAGAAAGGAUGAACUAUCCACAUCAACGGUUGCAUCAAAGCUAGUUAAAGCAGAAGUGCCACUAAGUAGGCACGGAAGAAGUAAUCGACUGGGAUCAGCAAUUGUGAACCCCAGAGAUGAGGAUAAUGAUAAUGCUGGCGGUAAUGUUCGUGCACAUGUUAGUACAAGGCUGGUUGAGCCUUACAAGGGUAGGGAAAUCGUUGCCUAUGAUGAUAUUUUGUAACUUAUGGUCGUUGUUUGAGGGAUUGCCUCACUUGUAACAUUAGCUAUAUGGCUUUAGGUAAAUGUUGAGUUUUUUAUUGCAGAUUAGUUGGGUGAUUUUCAGUUCUAGUUGUUCUUUCAAUAAGGUUCCUAUCUUGUUUGUUUUUCUUCUCUGUGUAAUACUAGCACUAAAAAACGAUCAUGUACGUAAAUUGUUUUUUUUUCCAUUUGAGUAUGUAAUUCAUGUAGGCUUCUCUCUUAGCAAAUAAGAUGCUGGUCCUUGAUUUUGAUUUUGUCGAAAAGAUAGAUGUUACUACACUUUGGUUCCUCAAUACUUGUACUUGCAGCAUACCACUUGGAAGAAGUUGACAGCGUUGAUGAGUUUUCA